AUGGGCCACCUUACGCAUCAUCUCAGCGUCUGGACGGCAGGCUUGCUCGCCUCUGCUGCGGCUGAAGGAUCGAUUCCUCUUGUCAAGAGAGAUCAUCCCGCCGUGGUCUCAGCACCGGCCAUGAAGGAUCUGGGCGGCUACUGGCUGAAUGUGUCGAUCGGAACGCCGCCGCAACCACUGGCCUUGCUGGUGGACGCCCAGGCUGCAGGCAUUUCUGUGCUGUACCCGGGCGCUGAGAGCGUGGAAUGUUCUGAAGAACGUUACUGCUCGUUCUAUGGCCAGUUCGAUCCUCGCAACUCAUCUUCUUUCACGUCGGAUGAAGACCAUUGGCGAGAGAUCCGCCCACGAUAUAUCACUGGCCUGGAUACACUCACACUCGGAGAUUCAAGGGCCACCAAUCUCUCUUUGAGACUGAACUAUGUGGAUGGCAUUUCUAGCUACAGCUCCAUCGGCAUUGGUCCCGACAACACCAGCUUCGUCUACCAGCUCGUCGACCGCGGUCUGAUCAGCACCCCGUCCUUCAGCAUGUGGCGCGACCCCGUCACCGAGCUGGACGUGGAAGCAGACCCAGGCGACACCCCCGGCGGCAUCAUCUUCGGCGGCAUCAACGCGGCCAAGUUCAACGGCCCUCUGCACGCCUUCUCGUUCAAAGACUCUGCCCCAACCAUGACCGUCCCCGUCCGCGGCGUCCAAGUCCACGUCGAUCCCACCGCCAGCUUUAUAUCCACCCCAAACAGCACCACCACAGCUCCGAUCAACGCCACCUUCGCCGAAACCCCCUUCGACCUCCAGACCAGAUACAUCACCUCGUACUUCCCGCGCGACACCGCAAUGGCCAUCUACGCCGCCCUCAACAUGACCAGCACCCGCCGCGACGACGGGUACUAUCCCACCCCGCAAGUCCCCUGCAGCCGCAGCGCCGAGAACCACACCCUCACCUUCCUCGUCGGCUCUGCGUCCUUCAAUAUCCCCUGGACCGCCUUCCUCAGCCCCGCCAACAUCCCCAGUCAAGGCCAAUGCUCCUUCCACAUCACAAUCCCCACCGACGACGACGAGUACCCCUCUCCCUACAAGGGAACACUGGGGAGCACGAUCCUGAGCUACUUGUAUCUGGCCGUCGACUACAACAGCAUGAUGGUGGGGCUUGCGCCCGUGAACCGGAAUCCUGGCGACGAUGAGAUACGGGAGAUUGGAACGGAGGCGCCGCAGUUCCCCGGUGCUGAGGGUGAUUUUCCGGACGCCAUUUCGGCAUAUACGCCCGCGCCGACGACGGAGACGGUCGCGACGGAGACUUCGGAUGGGUGGGCGGCGGCUAUGAGGACUGCUGCGCCGGGUGUGUUGCCUGCUGCUGUGGGCGCUGUCUUGUUUGGGUUGGUUUAG
Aspergillus mulundensis is the source of this 1380-nucleotide messenger RNA. RefSeq lists its product as uncharacterized. The record is from RefSeq and is a predicted model, not a curated record. Gene Ontology annotation, biological process: proteolysis. The transcript is spliced from 3 exons. The coding region runs from base 1 to 1380 and encodes 459 amino acids. NCBI's taxonomy places the organism in Eukaryota, Fungi, Ascomycota, Eurotiomycetes, Eurotiales, Aspergillaceae. Gene Ontology annotation, molecular function: aspartic-type endopeptidase activity.